AUGGGCGCCUGGAUGAGUUGUGUGGAUGCGAGCGCUAUGUGGACGGCGACGUCGAACGGCAUAAGGGAGGCAGCAGGAGAGGUGUUAGGAGUUUUGAAAGGUGACUCUGGCAGGCACCGAGGCGACUGGUGGUGGAAUGACGUGGUCCUAGGUAAAGUGGAAGACAAGAAAGCGACUUACAUUAAGUUAGUAGAGAGCACCGACGAGGAUCAGAGGAGAGCGAAUAGAGAAAGAUAUAAGGAUGCUAGGAAGGAGGCAAAAUUAGCGGUCACAGAGGCUAAGACUGCUGCUUUUGGUCGACUAUAUGAGGAAUUUGGGGGUAAAGGUGGGGACAAGAAGUUAUUUCGGUUGGCCAAAGCGAGAGAGAAGAAGGCUCGCGACCUAGAUCAAGUGAGGUGCAUCAAAGAUGAGGACGGUCGAGUAUUGAUGGAAGAGGCCCAGAUUAGGCAAAGAUGGCAAUCAUACUUUCAUAAACUUCUGAAUGAAGAGGGGGCAAUUAGGGAACUCCGAGAGUCACCGAGACUUUGGGACAAAGAGGAUUCCUGA
This is a messenger RNA of Nicotiana attenuata, 546 nucleotides long. RefSeq lists its product as uncharacterized. The record is from RefSeq and is a predicted model, not a curated record. Lineage: Eukaryota; Viridiplantae; Streptophyta; Magnoliopsida; Solanales; Solanaceae. The transcript is spliced from 2 exons. The coding region runs from base 1 to 546 and encodes 181 amino acids.